GUAGUUAGGUAAUAGUAGAAGCAUCCGGCUUGGGUGGAGUGAUAAACAAACAGAUUAAAAUAGCGUACACAUCAGUCCGCUUUUGGGGCGUUGUUAAUCAUAUAUAUCGGGGUAAAAACUUAAAACAGUCUAGCCAUUUAGUUAUUAAAACUUAUAACGUUAUUAUCCUACUCAUAUAUUAUUUACAAGUGCGCCUAUUUAACACCUUUAUAACGAAAUGUCAGGAUUCGACUUCGUCGGCGAAACAUCCAGUGUAAGUACAAAACAACAAGAAUAUAUUACUGAAGUACUACAGAAAAGGGGAUACAAAGAUUGUAAAGUUCGUAUCGAAGUAGUUGGUAAAGCAGGUGAUAAUUAUGUGGCGAAUGUUAAAAGAAUCGUCGUCGAAAAUAAUGGUGAAGAUGUUUUUAAAAUGAUCGCAAAAAUUGCGCCAACAAACGAGUUUUCUAGAGCCUCUGGCGCCUCUAUAUGGUUCAAAAAUGAAAAUGUUAUGUACGGUGAAAUUUUUCCUAAGUUUCGAGAAUUGCAAAACGCUGAAGACAUUUCCGAUGACAAUUAUAAAUUUGCAGUACCUGAAUGCUAUGGGAUUUUAACAGAGGAACCAAAUGAAUUAAUUCUUCUCGAAAAUUUGGAAAGCUAUGCUAUAUUGGACAAAGCGCAACCUCUUACAAAUGAAAGUGUGAGGAUUAUUUUGAAAAAGUUUGCCAUCCUUCAUUCACUUUCAUUUUUAUGGAGGUCGAAAAAUUCUGAAAAGUUUGAAUCUACAUCAAAAAAACUUAUUAAUAUAUUUGAAGGCAUGGCCAAAAUGCCUGGAUUUGAUGUGUAUUUGGAAACUGUUGUGAACAAUUCAAAAGCUAUCAUGAAUAGCGAGGAAUAUGGAAAAGUUUAUGACGUUAUCACAAAGCAAUGGCCUGAACUGUUGGAAAAACUGUCUAAAGUAGAAGCGACUUCAAAAUAUUCCGUAUUUAUACAUGGCGACGCAUGGAUCAAUAAUAUGAUGUUUAAAGAAGAAAAUGGGCAAUUGGACUGUAUCCCCGUUGACUACCAACAAUCGAAGCUUGGCAGUCCAGUAUGUGACGUCCUGCAUUUGAUCUUCACAAGCACAGACCACGGCACCAGACAUCAACAUUUCUACGAGUGGAUCGAUUACUACCACUCCGAAUUGGACAAAUGUUUGUCCAAUUUCGGCUUGAAAGUAAACUUCAUAUAUCCUAAGGACCAAUUCGACGCAGAUUUAAGAAGAUAUUCAAAAGCAUAUUUUGUUGUGGGAUAUCUUAUGUUUGCUCUUAUGUUUAUAAAGCCAGAAGAUGCUGCAUUGCUUAAGGAGUUAGGAGAGAAGGCUACUGGAAGAGAUAGUAUGAGCGAAGUGUUUGCUGGCGCGGCCGAGGUUCUCGCUAAAAUCGACUGUAUAUCAUUGAGAGGCAGACUGGUCGGUUUGGUAGAUAGUUUCAGAGAGUUUGGUUUCAUUGAUUUGUAAAUUUGACAAUCGUAUCUUUAAGUAUUAUAAUCAAAGCAGUCUUUUUAUAUCGUUUGUUUCGCGUUGCCGAACAAUUUUUGGUAAGGAGUCAAAAUUAUUAGAGAAAUUUCACUGUACAGCUGUACAGACAAAGCGUAACGACACCUAUACAGAAGAUGCUCAUACGACUGAAAUAUAUAUAUCCUAUAGUUGCGCUGGACCAUUGUGACUCUUCUUCAGGUGUUCCAGAUCUUCGAUUUUUAUACAUCAACAGGCAUUUCCUAGCAUUUUCAUCAGGCUGAUAAACUUUUGUUAAGGCGUCAGUUCCAUAUUUCCUAUAAUUUCGCUGGACCAUCAUGGGUCUGCAUCGGGUGUUCUAGAUCUAAAUUUUUUAUACCUCAACAGAAAAUGCUCAUCAGACUGAACAACUUUUGUUAAGACGUCAUUUAUAUAUUUCCUAUAGUUUAGCUGUACCAUCAUUGUUCUCCAUCAGGUGUUCCAGUUUACAAAAUCAUUUAUAUCCUAUAUUAUGCCCAGGCAUAAUUGCUACAUAACAAAAACGUUUCAUUCAAAUCCGUCCAAUAGUUCCGAAGAUUAGCGGUACAAACAGACAUACAGAGUUUUUUUUUCAGAUUCUUUCUCUGUUGCUAUGACUCCAUCGCCUAAUUUUUUUUAUGUAAAUAUAUUCAAUGUACAGGGUUUUUUUUUCUACUGUUUUAUUAUAUAUUGAUAAGAUUAUGUACUCCGUAAAGGAUAAAUAUGUGUCUAUUGAAUAAUAUUUUUGAUAUUGCUAUCUUAUAGUGUAAGUAACCGAAAAAUAAUGUAUCUGAAUUAUGUACUUCCAUAUAUAGAUUUAGAUUAUAUUAGCUAUCGAUAGGCACUAUCGCUAGGCGAUGUAGUGAGUGUUAUCUAAGGUGUCUACAAGUAUUUAUUAAUAGAGCGAUGCAACGUAAUCUAUGUACUUAUAACCAAGUGUAUGUUUGUUCAUUUUAUAAUUGUAAGUUAAUUGUGUUUCACAUCGAUAUAAGAUAUAUAUAAUAUAUAUUAUAAUCAGCACUCGGAACACAAUCAUAACCUGUUUUGAUAUAAGUACCUUUUGUAGUUCUAUGUACAUUAUGUACUUUUAUAUAUUAUUAGAAAAAAACAUUGUAAGAAACAAUAAAGGUAAGCCCUUCUGGCAUGAUAGGGACCAACACUGAACAAAUAAAUUUCUUUCGGCAUUUCUUCUCAGCAGUGGUCGUUCCGAAAUGCCAGUAGUUUGUAGCUUGUGAGAAAUAACUAUAAAUAUAAAAAUUGACGAGAAAAAGUGCCUGUGAUGGUCUAAUUUCUAAAUAAAUGAUUUGAAUUUGACCGAGCGAGCGAACCGAGCGAGGUCUCACAUUCUACUUGGGGCAAAAAUACAUUUUUUCUAUGUAUGUAUGUUUGUAUGUUUGUUUGUUUGUAACGCGAUUACUUUCCAACCGUUGGUACGAUUUUAAUGAAAAGGUAUGUAGGAUCUGUCAAUGGAAUUUUUAAGUUCGUGGGGCAACAAAAUCGGCUAAGCCGUUUUUGAAAUACUCGCAAUUUUGUAAAUAAAUAUUUUCUUCGCGAAGUGAGUUUGUAUGUUUGAGGCGGGUAAUCUCCAAAGCUACCAAACUGAUUUCAAAAAUUCUUUCACCAUUAAAAAGCUACAUUAUCCGAAAUUGCUAUAGGCAUAUAUAUUUGUUUUGAAAUAAAAUAGUUUUCAGCCAUAUCAACAAACACUUGUAAAAUAAUCAGAAAAACAGCGCUACCGAAAAUCUUAACGUGCGUGCGCUGGCCCUACUGUUGGUCAUACAUGCAUAUAAUGUACUACAAAAAUAUAGGUUUUUAGUAGAUCCAUAAAAAAGUCCGCGACACUAUACAUCUAUCUUUUAUAAUUAAGUAACUAUAAGGCAUUUUAUAUGUAAAAAAAGUAAUGUAAAUUAAAAGGUGCAUUUUGACAAUUAUUACUACACAAGCAUA
Plodia interpunctella (Indianmeal moth) is the source of this 3439-nucleotide messenger RNA. RefSeq lists its product as uncharacterized. The coding region runs from base 218 to 1477 and encodes 419 amino acids. The transcript is spliced from 2 exons. The record is from RefSeq and is a predicted model, not a curated record. Lineage: Eukaryota; Metazoa; Arthropoda; Insecta; Lepidoptera; Pyralidae.